Lachancea lanzarotensis is the source of this 1509-nucleotide messenger RNA. RefSeq names its product LALA0S03e04060g1_1. Gene Ontology annotation, molecular function: aldehyde dehydrogenase (NAD+) activity. Bases 1 to 1509 code for a protein of 502 amino acids. The transcript has a single exon. The record is from RefSeq and is a predicted model, not a curated record. Lineage: Eukaryota; Fungi; Ascomycota; Saccharomycetes; Saccharomycetales; Saccharomycetaceae.
AUGUCCCUUUUCACUGAUAUUUCCAUCCCACAACUAAACAUUACCUACAAGCAACCCUUGGGAUUGUACAUUAACAACGAGUUUGUGGCAUCCAGCGACCACAAACAGAUUGAAACGGUCAAUCCGGCCACCAACACCGUUAUCACGUCUUUUUACGCUGCUUCGGACGCCGAUGUCAAUACUGCCGUUACAGCAGCUCGCCAAGCGUAUGAACAAGUGUGGAGCAAAACCUCGGCAGAACAUCGGGGCAGAUUGCUGCACAAUUUGGGACAAUUGAUCGUCGAAAACAAAGAGCUGCUUGCAGCAAUCGAAACCCUAGACUCGGGAAAGCCUUACUACACCAACGCUCUCGCGGAUUUGGACCAGAUCUCUCAGCUCACAACCUACUAUGCAGGCGCAGCUGAUAAGUACAACAAGGGCCAAAUGAUCCCUAUCAGCCACGAAAAAUACGCCUACACCGUGCGUUCACCCUAUGGUGUUGUUGCCCAGAUCGUGCCUUGGAACUACCCAUUGGCAAUGGCCAGCUGGAAAAUUCAAGGUGCUUUGGCGGCCGGCAACACCAUUGUAAUUAAACCUGCAGAAAACACGUCUUUGUCUCUUCUGUAUUUUGCCCAGCUUAUUGAGAAGGCUGGGUUCCCUCCGGGUGUGGUCAACGUGUUGCCAGGCUUGGGAGCCGUCACGGGCUCCAGCUUGGCUUCUCACACCGACGUCGACAAAAUAGCUUUCACCGGUAGUACCGCAGUGGGUCAAAAAAUCAUGGCCCUUGCUGCGACGUCUAAUUUGAAAGCAGUGACGUUGGAAUGCGGUGGUAAGUCACCCGCUGUGAUUUUCGACGACGCAAACCUCGACGAAGCUGUCAAAUGGACCACCGCUGGUAUCUUCUAUAACUCAGGCCAGAACUGUACCGCCAACUCACGUCUGUUAGUGCAUGAGUCUGUCUACGACGAGUUUUUGGAGAAAUUUACCAAAUAUGCGCAAGAAGAAUGGAAGUUCGGCUCUAGUCUCGACCCAUUCGACGAAUCUUGCACCGUGGGACCCGUUAUCUCUAAAGCGCAAUACGACAGAAUUCAGGGCUAUAUUGAGCAUGGAAAAAGCCAAGAGAAGCUCAGUUCAAAAGAAAUCGGGUCGCCUGUAGAAAGUGAAGGGUUCUUCAUCCCUCCCACGAUAUUUAUCGACGUCACAGCGGAGUCCAAACUAGCCCAGGAGGAAAUCUUUGGACCCGUGGCAGUAGUGCUAAAAUUUAAGGAUUACGAUGAAGCUAUUGCCCUAGCCAACAACAAUGCUUAUGGCUUGGCAUCUGCUGUUUUCACGGAAGACAUUCGCAAGGCCAAUUUUUUUGCCAGAGAUAUCAGAGCCGGAACUGUGUGGAUCAAUUCAUCCAAUGAUGAGGAGAUCUCCGUUCCCUUCGGUGGCUUUAAAAUGAGCGGGAUUGGUCGUGAGCUUGGUGAGAGCGGUCUUGAAGCUUACACUCAAACAAAAGCCGUUCAUGUUAACAUUUCCAAGCUCUAA